Anopheles funestus (African malaria mosquito) is the source of this 16364-nucleotide messenger RNA. RefSeq lists its product as uncharacterized. Bases 387 to 15302 code for a protein of 4971 amino acids. NCBI's taxonomy places the organism in Eukaryota, Metazoa, Arthropoda, Insecta, Diptera, Culicidae. The transcript is spliced from 5 exons. Gene Ontology annotation, molecular function: protein binding. The record is from RefSeq and is a predicted model, not a curated record.
AAAAUAGAUUUAUUGAGAUUUAUUGAUUGAGUAUGUUGCUGAUUGGGACAACAGUUCUAUCAUAUUUCGUUUAUCCUUUUAAAAUUGAUAUAAUCUGUUUUGCUUAAUAUAUAAAACAAAGAUAGUAACAUAGUAAUUUGUGUAUGUUUUUAUUGUUGUUGCAGCUUCAAGUCCUUAAAAAAGAAAAGAAAGUAUCUACAGCUUAUUGAUCAAAGUGGUGACAAACUACAUUAGCCACUGUCGCUUACGCCAUUAAUACUUUCUCGGCCACAGUCGUUUUACGAUUUGUCAUAGGUUUGAAAACUGAUAAAGAUUCAUAUUAUUACUUCCAAACUAAACAAUUCAACAUCGUUUUUCCACCUUCAAUUGUUUUCUGCAACAAAAAAAUGGAAUCGUCGGGAAAAACAAUUUUUGGCACUAGGAAAACAUACUCAACUACCCCUCCGGUCGAUAGAGAUUUCAUAUCUCCAACAAAUGAAGACACUCCAGAAAUAUCAAGUAUGCACGUGGGUUCCUACAAUCUUCGUAUGGCAAUGGUGAUAGUGCUUCGCGCUAUCACCCUUCGCAGUCAAGGUAAAUUGUUCGAUUUUAAAAUUACCAUGGAAGACCCUAAUGCUGGCAAAUUUGAUGACGUGGUAAUUCGCUAUUCUUUGCCAUCGAACCCGGAAGAAUACGCUAAUGUUUACAUACAGGCCAAACAUAAGCAGACAUCUCAUCCCAAGCUAAAACCACCACUAAUUGCAGAAGAUUCUUUACUCACGAAAUCGAACUCCAAGUCCCCGUUUUCAAUUCCGAUGUACUUUGUUUCAUACCUACACGGAUAUGAUGAGUCUUUGAAGGGUUCCCAUACAUACAUUUUGUGCACCAACCGUUCCAUUGAUAAACGUCUUAAGGAAUAUUUCAAUGUACGGAAGCAUGCAACCGACCACAUGCUGUCAUUCUGCGACGACAUCGAAGGGACGUGUUAUAGUUUCAAUAGUAAACAUAGAUUUAUAGCUCUGGAAGCUGAGCUUAGAAUAGCUAGUGUAGAAAAAUUAGGACAGAUGAUCGCGUUACAUGUCAAAAAGGAGAAGCAAAUUGAUUCCAACAUUUAUAUAUUUAAAAUUUUCGGAAAUUUAAUUGCUGAAUGUGUAGAAAAACAUGAUUUAGGAACAUUUCAAUUCAAUGAAAGGUUUCGGAAUGCAGAUAAAACAACAAUCAUUGGUAAACUACGGAGUAGUUUUGAGCUGGAGUAUUUAAAACAAACAACAACAAAGGAAGUAAAGUGGAAAGAUGUCAGAAUUAUGAUCGAUCAAACAUUUAUCGAAUCCAUUGGGGCCAUAACACACCAAUCAAUAUCUGAAGAAAUCGAAUACUAUGAAGCAAUUGAUGUGGUUAUUCAGGAAUUUUAUGAUAAAUUCAUGUUAGUAUGUGGAUCUAUGAAUGAGACAGAGCUUUCGAAGAAGAUCUUUGAUAUAAUGCCGACAUGGGUAAGCAAUCCCAAAGGUACAUACAACGACCUGCACAGUAUGCUAUUUGAAAGUAUGGUCAAAAGAAAUAUUAAAACUUGGGUGGAUAUUAAACAACAAUUCAUUGAAACAAAUACAAAUGAAAUGUUUAACAAAGUUCAAACAUUUACAAACCAAUAUCUUAGUUCACUAUACAUAAAAUAUUAUUAUGUAAAUGUAAAGUCCACUUGUCUUCAAGAAACAGCAUUGAAUGAUUUUAUGAGAAGUACAUCAUUUGGUGAUGUUCAUCGGUAUCGUUGUUCAACAAAUUUGAAAUUGAAUUGUUUAAUUGUAUCCCAAACCUUAGCGUUGCAUCAGUAUCAAUGUCUGUUUGUGGACAGUUCGUUAUCUCACAUUAAAGAGAAUUUUUGUGAUGUGAUUUGUGAACUGGUCGAAUUCAUUGCUGCUGUUGAGCUAUCUGCUAUAUACAUUAUAACAAUCCUUGGUCAACAGGAAAACGUUAUCCUUAAAGCAAUUAAGAACUACGCAAAGACGUACAAGACGAAAAUAAUCAUAGUGGAAGAACCAAUGUACGAAGACCCGACCGAAGAUCGUUUAUUUGUUCGUGAUCUUACGGACGAAGCAAGGGAGCAACUAUUUGUGCAUAACUUGAAGCUUUCAGGAACGACAAUUGCGCUAAAAGGAAUUGUGCGAGGUGAUGAUAGUUUGUGCAUGUUAUUGAGUGUUUUAGAAAACUAUCACGCUACCAACAUGCCAUCAAAUGGAAAUUCAAAUCUAAACAACUUCGAAAAAAUUAAGCCGUGGUAUAUUCCACGUUCUUGUGUACCAUACUCUGAGGAUAAACAAGAUGUUGAACAGUAUUUAGUGGAGGAGGAAAUCACUACGGCAAUGGUACAACCAAUCAUUUCCCUGAAGAAUAUAAGGAGCCAUAUUCCAAUUGCUUUCAACCAUGAAGACAAUGUUAAAGUUCAUAUAUUUUUAGAUGAUGCCGGUUAUGGAAAAUCCACCUAUUUCACAUGGCUGGCAUCAGCGUUGUCGGAGGACAAUGCAUCAUUGUAUGUUAUUCGAAUGAACGCAUUACAAUAUGUCAAUGUUUUUGUUGAACUGCAUGCCUUUGAUCCUAAGACUCUUGAAGAUGUGGAUGUAAUCAGGAUCUUUUAUCGUCUUUUGCAUCUGACCCUGUUUGAAAGCAAUAUCAAUUUUCGAUCGACUAAUGAGUUAAAUGAUGAGAAGCAAAAAGGAGAUCGCAUCGCAAAACUGUUGAAAGUAUUAAAUAGAAAAAUCAUACUCGAUGACAAAUUGAUUAGUGUUUCAAAACUAGCAUUGGAAGAACUAAUACAGCUACGGGUGUUUCAAAGAAAGUUUAAUGAAAAUAAAUUUAUUUGUUUGCUGGAUGGCUUUGAUGAAAUAGCACCCCAUUAUAAGGAUUUUGUUAUGAAGUAUUUUGCAAAAUUGUCUACUUUCGAUGGUAUACGAAAACUAUUUAUCUCGACUAGACCAUACAAUUUUCGGGAUGUAUUGAAACACGUUUUCUCUGGUUGUAUGAUGUGGCGGCUUGAGCCGUUUUCUCAAAGAGAUCGAAUACAAUUUUUAAACAACUAUCUUCAGUAUGAAAUACAGAGUCACAAAUUUAGCAGCGAAAUCCAUCGAAUACAAAUUUUACAAACUGUGUAUUUGCUUGCAACUAACAGUAUACAAGAAUUAAAAAUCAUUCCCCUUUUUCUUCAUAUGGCCAUCACGAUUGCACUAUCGAGAAUAAGGGAUCUCUUAAGCGUUGAACGACUUGCAGUAUUUGUCGAUCUAUUUCAAGAAAUAAAGUUUGAUCAGUUACAAAUUGUAAGCAAUUUCUUAGAAGAAAAAUUGAGCAUAUUAAACAAUGAACAAUCAGGAACAAAGAGCUUUGCAUUUAAAACAACUAUUCAAAGAAAGAGGCAUGAUGAAGCUAAUAUACAAAUGAAAAGACGAUUUUCUUUGCUUGCCAUGUUGAACAUAUUCAAUAACGGAGUUGAAAUUAAGCUGUUGUCUGAUAAAGAGCAACAGGAAGCUGUAGAGUUCAUGCGAGAGAUAUCUCAGGGCAAUGAGAAGACUGGUAUCAUUCGAGAUAUUCGAGAUGAUGUUCCUCAUUUUAUUCACAGAAUAUUUGCUGAAUAUUUUGCGGCAACUUGGAUUUACGCAAAUAAACAUCUCCUGAAAAGUGAGAGCUUUUUCCGAUCCGUUGAAUAUUGGAAUGGAGCUUUGUACCGUACUCGGGAUUUUCUCAAUCGAAUGAUCAUUAGGGACAGUGAGCGAAGUGAUAUUUUUAUAGCUGUAAUCAAUCAAUCAGAACAACAGGUAAGAGAGAUACUAUCCAAGGAUUCCUCAGCUGCAUUCGUGAAGGAUGCCGCGGGUCGAUUACCGCUUCACGUAGCAGUAAUGUACCGAUCAGAAGAAAUUAAACAAUCGCUUUUAGACAAAAUGGAAUUUCAGUCAGUAAAUACAAAAGAUGAUCUUUUCCUUUGGACAGCUUUAGACUACACAUUUGCUAAGUUAAACAAAAAAACCAUUAGUAUUCUUUUAGCUGCUAGAGCAGUCGUGCAUAAGGAAACCAUACUCCAACAAAUAUUGUCAAACAACUUAAGAAAUAUGUUGAUCUUUGCUCAGAAUAUUGAAAUAUGGGCACAGUCCAAUGAUAAUUUGAAACAAAUUGCCCUCAGCCUGCUUUCUGAAGUAGUCGAAUAUUUGAUCAAUAAAAGUCAUACUGACAUCCUCCGUUAUCACAUGGAGUUGGACUUUUUGACAAUCUUAGAAUUCUGCUCCAAACGUAAUAUGAUCACAGUUUUCACACUAUUUCUAUCACGAAUGUACAGUCCAGGGAGGAUAUCAUUUCAAGAAAUCAAUCAAUUGUUACAAUUAUCUGUUGAGUAUGGGGCAUACGAUAUUUUUAAAUAUCUAACCGAUCAUAUUAAUAUGCUUUUUACCAAACUGGAGACUGAGGAAGUGCUUAUUUCUGCAGCAAAAUCUUCUAUCAAAGAAAAUCUCUGGUAUUUAUUUAAACAUAUAUUACAACAACUAUGCUUCCAAAGCAAGAUCGAUAUGAUUGACGAAAUAGCGAUUAUCACAGAUGAUUAUCAUCCAGAUGAUAGCAACAUACCAACGCUGGUUAAAAAACACUUUCCAAAGAGUUGUUGUGUAAGAAGCUCUGAGAACGUUCGAAUAUCGUUGCCCGAGUAUGAUGAGAAAGAUGUCCUGUAUGAAGGAUACCUUGUUGAAGCGCUUCUAGCUGAGGCAGUACAUGAGGGUAACUUGCCGAUGGUCAAAUAUAUUGUGCAGAAGACCAAAACGGCCAUUACCAACAGACUUAUUGUGAUGGUGAUGAGACUGUUACCAAAGGGAGAGGAGGUUUGUCAUGAGAAGUCGAUGUCUGCAUUCACAUAUCUUCUCGAAAGAACGACCGAUUUGGAUAGUGUCGACGAAGAUGGCCGUAACCUGCUUCAUAUGACGGCUCAAAAUGGUUGUUUCUUCAUGCUGCCUUGUUUGAUUGAUAAAGGAUUUGAUCCAAGUGGUGAAAAUACAAAAAAUGGUUGGAAUGUGUUUCAUUACGUUGCUUUCGAUCAGGAUGAGGAUCGUACUGGUAAAAUAUUGGAAUUCUUAAUGAUGAAAUGCGAUAUGAAUUGGUUUGAUGAUUUGGACAGUCUGGUUGAUUCACCUAUUCAGGCGCUUGAUGCAAUUACAAAUUAUAAUACACAGAAAGUAAAACAACUUAACAAACAAGAACAUGCUUGGUUGGCCAUGUUUGUAAUAUUGAGUAAACAGGAGUAUACAAAGCUGUUAUCGGGCCAGGAAGUACAGGAAGCUAUUGAAAUUAUGCAAGCAAUAACUCAGGGCAAUGUGAGGACUGUUAUCAUUCGUGAUGUUCGAGAUGAUGUGCCGCAGUUUACUCAUCGCAUAUUUGCUGAGUAUUUUGCGGCAUCUUGGAUUUACAACAAUAAACAUCUGAUGAGAAGUGAGAGCUUUUUCCGAUCGUGGGAAUAUUGGAAUGGUGAAUUGUGCCAAACUCGAGAUUUCCUCAAUCGAAUGAUCGUAAGGGACUGUGAGCGAAGUGAUAUUUUUAUGGCUGUAAUCAAUCAAUCGGAACACAAGGUUCGAGAAUUUCUUGCCAAAGAUCCCUCGGUUGCGUUCGUGAAGGAUGCCGCGGGUCGAUACCCGCUUCACAUAGCAGUGUUGUACGAGUCAUUGGAAAUAAAAAAAAUGCUUGUAGAAAAAAUGUCUCUUGACUCAAUAAACAACAAAGAUGAACUUUUUCAAUGGACCGCAUUGGACUAUGCGUUUGCAAUCGGAUGCAAAAUAUCAGUAAAACAUCUAUUAACUGCUAAAGCGACAGUGGAUGAAUACGUUUUAUUUCAACAGAUUAUUUCAAAUAGUCUCCGGGUAUUACUUUGCCUUGCACAGGAGUAUAGGAUAAACCUAAACUUUAACCAGCAUUUUAAUAUGAUUGCGAAUCGGCUGAGUAUUUGUUUGAUACAAUAUUUAUUGAACGAAAGAAAUCUUGAUGUGUUUUCUCGUCAAGAAGAACUUGAUUAUAUGACAGUCUUAGAGUUCUGCUCAAAGCGUAAUAUGAUCGGAUUAUUCGAACAAUUUGUAUACCAAUUGAACAUUCAGAAAAAACUGUCAUCUGAUCCUUCGAAUAAUCUUUUUCAUAUAGCAUCGAUUAAUAAAUCGCAUGACAUUGUAGCAUAUUUUGUAGACAUCCACAAUAGGCUUCUUCCACAAUUGAAAAGCGUUUUUGAACUCAUAUCUGCCUUAAAGUCUUGUAUCAAGCAUAAUCACAUGAAUUUAUUCAAAGAUCUGUUUCAACGACUGUUAAACUUCCAAAUCAACAUUCAUUUGGAUGAUGAUACAGAUAUUGUUAUAGAUGAUCAUGCUACUGGUAACUGUAAUCUAUCACCGCUGGACAAAGGUCACUAUCCAAAGAGUUGUUGUGUAAGGAGUUUUGAGAACGUUCGAAUAUCGUUGCCUGAGUAUGAUGAGAAAGAUAUUCUGCAUGAAGGAUACCUUGUUGAAGCUCUUCUAGCUGAAGCAGUACAUGAGGGUAACUUGCAGAUAGUCAAAUACAUUGUGCAGAAGACCAAAACGGCCAUUACCAACAGACUUAUUGUUAUGGUCAUGAGAUUACUGCCGAAGGGAGAGGAGGUUUGUCAUGAGAAGUCGAUGUCUGCAUUCACAUAUCUUCUCGAAAGAACGACCGAUUUGGAUAGUGUCGACGAAGAUGGCCGUAACCUGCUUCAUAUGACGGCUCAAAAUGGUUGUUUCUUCAUGCUGCCUUGUUUGAUUGAUAAAGGAUUUGAUCCAAGUGGCGAAAAUACAAGAAAUAGAUGGAAUGUGUUUCAUUACGUUGCUUUCGAUCAGGAUGAGGAUCGUACUGGUAAAAUAUUGGAAUUCUUAAUGAUGAAAUGCGAUAUGAAUUGGUUUGAUGAUUUGGAUAGUUUGGUUGGUUCGAAUCAUAAUUUUUCAAAUACGAUUACAAACCGAAUUUCCCAUGUUAUCGAAAGGCCUACUGUUAAUAAAAUUAUAACGUUUUUUGCAAAAAAACGCUUUUUUUUCAAUGCUAACUCAUAUCAUAUUCUGAAUGAGUCAGUUGAUAAUACACACGAUUUUAAUGAUUCGCUUUAUGCAAUUACAAAUCAAAGCACACACUUUGCAAAACAAUUUAAUAAACAACAGUUUGCUCUAUUAGGAAUGUUUGUUUUAUUCAGCAAACGGCAGUUAAGAAUAUUUUUGUCCGAUCGGGAAGUACAGGAAGCUUGGCAAUGCAUGCGAGAUAUAGCUCAAGGCAAUGCAAAAUCCUUCGCUAUACGAUAUGUUCGAGAUGAUGUGCCGCAGUUUACUCAUCGCAUAUUUGCUGAGUAUUUUGCGGCAUAUUGGAUUUACAACAAUAAACAUCUGUUGAGUAGUGAGAGUUUUUUCCGAUCGUGGGAAUAUUGGAUAGGCAGAAUGCAUCGAACUCGAGAUUUCCUCAAUCGAAUGAUCGUAAGGGACAGUGUGCGAAGUGAUAUUUUUAUGGCUGUAAUCAAUCAAUCAGAACACAAGGUUCGAGAGUUAAUUUUCAAGGAUCCUUCGGUUGCGUUCGUGAAGGAUGCCGCGGGUCGAUUACCGCUUCACAUAGCAAUGAUGUAUCCGUCACAAAACAUUAAAAAACUGCUUGUAGAAAAAAUGCCUAUUCACUCAAUAAAUACAAAUGAUGAUCUGUUCCAAUGGACCGCUUUGGACUAUGCAUUUGCAAUUCGUUACAAAAAUUCAGUAAAAACCCUAUUGACUUAUGGAGCAGUGGUGAAUGAGGAUAACCUACUACAACUUAUGUUGUCAAACAAACUAAGAACUUUGUUAGUUUCUGCAUAUUAUUAUGGAAAAUGGUUACUCUGUCAUGAACACUCCAUGAUGGUCGCAAAACGACUUUUUAUUCGAAUAGUAGAGUAUUUACCAUAUAAAAGAUAUCUGGACGUGUUUUCUCGUCAUAAAGAACUUGACUCUUUGACAGUCUUAGAGUUCUGCUCAAAGCGUAAUAUGAUCGGAUUAUUCGAACAAUUUGUAUACCAAUUGAACAUUCAGAAAAAACUGUCAUCUGAUCCUUCGAAUAAUCUUUUUCAUAUAGCAUCGAUUAAUAAAUCGCAUGACAUUGUAGCAUAUUUUGUAGACAUCCACAAUAGGCUUCUUCCACAAUUGAAAAGCGUUUUUGAACUCAUAUCUGCCUUAAAGUCUUGUAUCAAGCAUAAUCACAUGAAUUUAUUCAAAGAUCUGUUUCAACGACUGUUAAACUUCCAAAUCAACAUUCAUUUGGAUGAUGAUACAGAUAUUGUUAUAGAUGAUCAUGCUACUGGUAACUGUAAUCUAUCACCGCUGGACAAAGGUCACUAUCCAAAGAGUUGUUGUGUAAGGAGUUUUGAGAACGUUCGAAUAUCGUUGCCUGAGUAUGAUGAGAAAGAUAUCCUGCAUGAAGGAUACCUUGUUGAAGCUCUUCUAGCUGAAGCAGUACAUGAGGGUAACUUACAGAUAGUCAAAUACAUUGUGCAGAAAACCAACAUGGCCGUUACCAACAGACUUAUUGUUAUGGUCAUGAGAUUACUGCCGAAGGGAGAGGAGGUUUGUCAUGAGAAGUCGAUGUCUGCAUUCACAUAUCUUCUCGAAAGAACGACCGAUUUGGAUAGUGUCGACGAAGAUGGCCGUAACCUGCUUCAUAUGACGGCUCAAAAUGGUUGUUUCUUCAUGCUGCGUUGUUUGAUUGAUAAAGGAUUUGAUCCAAGAGGCGAAAAUACAAGAAAUAGAUGGAAUGUGUUUCAUUACGUUGCUUUCGAUCAGGAUGAGGAUCGUACUGGUAAAAUAUUGGAAUUCUUAAUGAUGAAAUGCGAUAUGAAUUGGUUUGAUGAUUUGGACAGUCUGGUUGAUUCACCUAUUCAGGCGCUUGAUGCAAUUACAAAUGAUAAUACACAGAAAGUAAAACAACUUAACAAACAAGAACAUGCUUGGUUGGCCAUGUUUGUAAUAUUGAGUAAACAGGAGUAUACAAAGCUGUUAUCGGGCCAGGAAGUACAGGAAGCUAUUGAAAUUAUGCAAGCAAUAACUCAGGGCAAUGUGAGGACUGUUAUCAUUCGUGAUGUUCGAGAUGAUGUGCCGCAGUUUACUCAUCGCAUAUUUGCUGAGUAUUUUGCGGCAUCUUGGAUUUACAACAAUAAACAUCUGUUGAGUAGUGAGAGUUUUUUCCGUUCGUGGGAAUAUUGGAUAAGCAGAAUGCAUCGAACUCGAGAUUUCCUCAAUCGAAUGAUCGUAAGGGACUGUGAGCGAAGUGAUAUUUUUAUGGCUGUAAUCAAUCAAUCGGAACACAAGGUUCGAGAGUUAAUUUUCAAGGAUCCUUCGAUUGCGUUCGUGAAGGACGGCAUUGGUCGAUUACCGCUUCACAUAGCAGUAUUGUACCCGUCACAAAACAUUACAAAAGUGCUAAUAGAAAAAUUGGAUUUUCAAUCAAUAAAUUGUAGAGAUGAACAGAUGAAGUGGACUGCUUUGGACUAUGCAUUUGCAAUACUUAACAUGACUACAGUAAAACAUAUGUUAACUGUUGGAGCAGUGGCGAAUAUGAACAAUCUGUUACAACAGAUAUCUUCAAAUAAGCUUAGCAAUUUGUUGGUUUCUACAAACUAUUAUGGAAAAUGGUUAAUUUCUCAUGAACAUUCCAUGAUGGUAGCAUAUCGACUUCAUAUUCGAAUAGUAGAAUAUUUACUCAAAGAAAGACAUCUGGACGUGUUUUCUCGCCAAGAAGAACUUGAUUAUUUGACAGUUUUAGAGUUCUGCUCAAAGCAUGAUAUGUUCGUAAUGUUUAAACAAUUUGUAUCCCAAUCAAACAUUCGAGAUGCUCUUUCAACUGAUGCUUGUGACCAAUUGUUUAAAAUAGCAUCGACGAAUAAAUCGCAUGACAUUGUAGCGUAUUUUGUAGACAUUCACAAUAGGCUUCUUCCACAAUUGAAAAGCGCUUUUGAACUCAUAUCUGCCUUAAAGUCUUGUAUCAAGCAUAAUCACAUGAAUUUAUUCAAAGAUCUGUUUCAACGACUGUUAAACUUCCAACUCAACAUUCAUUUGGAUGAUGAUACAGAUAUUGUUAUAGAUGAUCAUGCUACUGGUAACUGUAAUCUAUCACCGCUGGACAAAGGUCACUAUCCAAAGAGUUGUUGUGUAAGGAGUUUUGAGAACGUUCGAAUAUCGUUGCCUGAGUAUGAUGAGAAAGAUAUUCUGCAUGAAGGAUACCUUGUUGAAGCUCUUCUAGCUGAAGCAGUACAUGAGGGUAACUUACAGAUAGUCAAAUACAUUGUGCAGAAAACCAACAUGGCCGUUACCAACAGACUUAUUGUUAUGGUCAUGAGAUUACUGCCGAAGGGAGAGGAGGUUUGUCAUGAGAAGUCGAUGUCUGCAUUCACAUAUCUUCUCGAAAGAACGACUGAUUUGGAUAGUGUCGACGAAGAUGGCCGUAACCUGCUUCAUAUGACGGCUCAAAAUGGUUGUUUCUUCAUGCUGCCUUGUUUGAUUGAUAAAGGAUUUGAUCCAAGAGGCGAAAAUACAAAAAAUGGAUGGAAUGUGUUUCAUUACGUUGCUUUCGAUCAGGAUGAGGAUCGUACUGGUAGAAUAUUGGAAUUCUUAAUGAUGAAAUGCGAUAUGAAUUGGUUUGAUGAUUUGGACAGUCUGGUUGAUUCACCUAUUCAGGCGCUUGAUGCAAUUACAAAUUAUAAUACACAGAAAGUAAAACAACUUAACAAACAAGAACAUGCUUGGUUGGCCAUGUUUGUAAUAUUGAGUAAUCAGGAGUAUACAAAGCUGUUAUCGGGCCAGGAAGUACAGAAAGCUAUUGAAAUUAUGCAAGCAAUAACUCAGGGCAAGGUGAGGACUGUUAUCAUUCGUGAUGUUCGAGAUGAUGUGCCGCAGUUUACUCAUCGCAUAUUUGCUGAGUAUUUUGCGGCAUAUUGGAUUUACAACAAUAAACAUCUGAUGAGAAGUGAGAGUUUUUUCCGAUCGUGGGAAUAUUGGAUAAGCAGAAUGCAUCGAACUCGAGAUUUCCUCAAUCGAAUGAUCGUAAGGGACUGUGAGCGAAGUGAUAUUUUUAUGGCUGUAAUCAAUCAAUCGGAACAGAAGGUUCGAGAGUUAAUUUUCAAGGAUCCUUCGAUUGCGUUCGUGAAGGACGGCAUUGGUCGAUUACCGCUUCACAUAGCAGUGUUGUAUCCGUCACAACUCAUUACAAAUGUAAUAAUAGAAAAAAUGGAUUUUCAAUCAAUAAAUUGUAGAGAUGAACAGAUGAAGUGGACUGCUUUGGAAUAUGCGUUUGCAAUGUUUCACGUGACUACAGUAAAACAUUUAUUGACUAAUAAAGCGAUAGUGAAACAGGACGUUUUAUUGCAGCAAAUAUUCUCAAACCAUAUGGGUAUUUCUAUUUAUGUUGCACAUUAUUAUGGAAAAUGGUUAAAUGCUCAUGAUGAUUCCACGAUAAUCGCAGGUCGGCUAUACUUUUUUGAAGUGCAAUAUUUACUCAAAGAAAGACAUCUGGACGUGUUUUCUCGUCAUAAAGAACUUGACUCUUUGACAGUCUUAGAGUUCUGCUCAAAGCAUAAUAUGAUCGGAAUGUUCAAAGAAUUUGUAUCCCAAACAAAUAUUCGGGAUAACCUUUCAACUGAUGCUUGUACCCAAUUGUUAAAAAUAGCAUCGACGAACAAAGCAUUUGACAUUGUAGCAUAUUUCGUAGACAUCCACAAUAGACUUCUUCCACAAAUGAAGAGCGUUGUUGAACUCAUAUCUGCCUUAAAGUCUUGUAUCAAACAGAAUCACAUGAAUUUAUUCAAAGAUCUGUUUCAACGACUGUUAAACUUCCAACUCAACAUUCAUUUGGAUGAUGAUACAGAUAUUGUUAUAGAUGAUCAUGCUACUGGUAACUGUAAUCUAUCACCGCUGGACAAAGGUCACUAUCCAAAGAGUUGUUGUGUAAGGAGUUUUGAGAACGUUCGAAUAUCGUUGCCUGAGUAUGAUGAGAAAGAUAUCCUGCAUGAAGGAUACCUUGUUGAAGCUCUUCUAGCUGAAGCAGUACAUGAGGGUAACUUACAGAUAGUCAAAUACAUUGUGCAGAAAACCAACAUGGCCGUUACCAACAGACUUAUUGUUAUGGUCAUGAGAUUACUGCCGAAGGGAGAGGAGGUUUGUCAUGAGAAGUCGAUGUCUGCAUUCACAUAUCUUCUCGAAAGAACGACCGAUUUGGAUAGUGUCGACGAAGAUGGCCGUAACCUGCUUCAUAUGACGGCUCAAAAUGGUUGUUUCUUCAUGCUGUGUUGUUUGAUUGAUAAAGGAUUUGAUCCAAGAGGGGAAAAUACAAGAAUUGGUUGGAAUGUGUUUCAUUACGUUGCUUUCGAUCAGGAUGAGGAUCGUACUGGUAAAAUAUUGGAAUUCUUAAUGAUGAAAUGCGAUAUGAAUUGGUUUGAUGAUUUGGACAGUCUGGUUGAUUCACUUAUUCAGGCGCUUGAUGCAAUUACAAAUGAUAAUACACAGAAAGUAAAACAACUUAACAAACAAGAACAUGCUUGGUUGGCCAUGUUUGUAAUAUUGAGUAAUCAGGGGUAUACAAAGCUGUUAUCGGGCCAGGAAGUACAGGAAGCUAUUGAAAUUAUGCAAGCAAUAACUCAGGGCAAUGUGAGGACUGUUAUCAUUCGUGAUGUUCGAGAUGAUGUGCCGCAGUUUACUCAUCGCAUAUUUGCUGAGUAUUUUGCGGCAUAUUGGAUUUACAACAAUAAACAUCUGUUGAGUAGUGAGAGUUUUUUCCGAUCGUGGGAAUAUUGGAUAGGCAGAAUGCAUCGAACUCGAGAUUUCCUCAAUCGAAUGAUCGUAAGGGACAGUGUGCGAAGUGAUAUUUUUAUGGCUGUAAUCAAUCAAUCAGAACACAAGGUUCGAGAGUUAAUUUUCAAGGAUCCUUCGGUUGCGUUCGUGAAGGAUGCCGCGGGUCGAUUACCGCUUCACAUAGCAAUGAUGUAUCCGUCACAAAACAUUAAAAAACUGCUUGUAGAAAAAAUGCCUGUUCACUCAAUAAAUACAAAUGAUGAUCUGUUCCAAUGGACCGCUUUGGACUAUGCAUUUGCAAUUCGUUACAAAAAUUCAGUAAAAACCCUAUUGACUUAUGGAGCAGUGGUGAAUGAGGAUAACCUACUACAACUUAUGUUGUCAAACAAACUAAGAACUUUGUUAGUUUCUGCAUAUUAUUAUGGAAAAUGGUUACUCUGUCAUGAACACUCCAUGAUGGUCGUGGAUCGAUUACAUAUUCGAAUAGUAGAAUAUUUGCUCAAAGAAAGACAUCUGGACGUGUUUUCUCGUCAUAAAGAACUUGACUCUUUGACAGUCUUAGAGUUUUGCUCAAAGCAUGAUAUGGUCGGAAUGUUUAAACAAUUUGUAUCCCAAUCAAACAUUCGAGAUGCUCUUUCAACUGAUGCUUGUGACCAAUUGUUUAAAAUAGCAUCGACGAACAAAGCAUUUGCCAUUGUAGCAUAUUUCGUAGACAUCCACAAUAGGCUUCUUCCGCAAAUGAAGAGCGUUGUUGAACUCAUAUCUGCCUUAAAGUCUUGUAUCAAACAUAAUCACAUGAAUUUAUUCAAAGAUCUGUUUCAACGACUGUUAAACUUCCAACUCAACAUUCAUUUGGAUGAUGAUACAGAUAUUGUUAUAGAUGAUCAUGCUACUGGUAACUGUAAUCUAUCACCGCUGGACAAAGGUCACUAUCCAAAGAGUUGUUGUGUAAGGAGUUUUGAGAACGUUCGAAUAUCGUUGCCUGAGUAUGAUGAGAAAGAUAUUCUGCAUGAAGGAUACCUUGUUGAAGCUCUUCUAGCUGAAGCAGUACAUGAGGGUAACUUACAGAUAGUCAAAUAUAUUGUGCAGAAAACCAACAUGGCCAUUACCAACAGACUUAUUGUUAUGGUCAUGAGAUUACUGCCGAAGGGAGAGGAGGUUUGUCAUGAGAAGUCGAUGUCUGCAUUCACAUAUCUUCUCGAAAGAACGACCGAUUUGGAUAGUGUCGACGAAGAUGGCCGUAACCUGCUUCAUAUGACGGCUCAAAAUGGUUGUUUCUUCAUGCUGCCUUGUUUGAUUGAUAAAGGAUUUGAUCCAAGAGGCGAAAAUACAAAAAAUAGAUGGAAUGUGUUUCAUUACGUUGCUUUCGAUCAGGAUGAGGAUCGUACUGGUAAAAUAUUGGAAUUCUUAAUGAUGAAAUGCGAUAUGAAUUGGUUUGAUGAUUUGGACAGUCUGGUUGAUUCACCUAUUCAGGCGCUUGAUGCAAUUACAAAUGAUAAUACACAGAAAGUAAAACAACUUAACAAACAAGAACAUGCUUGGUUGGCCAUGUUUGUAAUAUUGAGUAAACAGGAGUAUACAAAGCUGUUAUCGGGCCAGGAAGUACAGGAAGCUAUUGAAAUUAUGCAAGCAAUAACUCAGGGCAAUGUGAGGACUGUUAUCAUUCGUGAUGUUCGAGAUGAUGUGCCGCAGUUUACUCAUCGCAUAUUUGCUGAGUAUUUUGCGGCAUCUUGGAUUUACAACAAUAAACAUCUGUUGAGUAGUGAGAGUUUUUUCCGUUCGUGGGAAUAUUGGAUAAGCAGAAUGCAUCGAACUCGAGAUUUCCUCAAUCGAAUGAUCGUAAGGGACUGUGAGCGAAGUGAUAUUUUUAUGGCUGUAAUCAAUCAAUCAGAACACAAGGUUCGAGAGUUAAUGUGCAAGGAUCCUUCGGCUGCGUUCGUGAAGGAUGACGUUGGUCGAUUACCGCUUCACAUAGCAGUGUUGUACGAGUCUUUGGAAAUAAGAAAAAUGCUUGUAGAAAAAAUGUCUCUUGACUCAAUAAACACCAAAGAUGAACUUUUUCAAUGGACCGCUUUGGACUACGCAUUUGCAAUUAGAUACACAACUGCAGUAAAAAAACUGCUUACUGCAGGAGCGACGGUUAAUGUGGAAGUUUUGUUCCAACAGUCUGAAUCAAGUAACCUCAAUAUUUUAUUGAGCCGUGCUCAUGACUGUGGAAUACAGUUAAACUCUCAUCGGGACUGCGAGAUUGUUGCGAAUCGAUUGCACGUGCGUGUAGUUGAAUAUUUACUCGAAGAAAUACAUCUUGACGUUCUAUCUCGCCAUGGGGAACUUGACUCUUUGACCGUCUUAGAGUUCUGCUCUAAGCGUAAUAUGAUUGGAAUAUUUGAAACAUUGGUAAAUACAAAGAAUGUACGGACAAAAUUUUCAACUGAUAUGUUUCAUCGGUUUUUGGAAUUAGCAAUCGAGAAUGAGGCACAUGAAGUUGUAGCUUUUUUGAAGGAUAAUAGCCUGAAUGGUUAAUGCUGCUUGCGUACUCGUUCGUGUGUCAAGCAAAUCGAUGGGAGAUUGAUGAUUCACAACACCGAUAAAAGAAAUCCGCAACAGCAUUCAUAUGAAUCUGUCGUUCGCUUAAUUGUGCAUGCCAUCUGAUAAAAAAUAUUACCGAUUCAGUAACAUAUUUGGUGUUUCGGUGAUAAACUAUCAUGUUUUUCAAAUUCAUUUGUGUGAUUCUGUGAACUGAGUUCGUCGCAUCCUAGAAUUUGAUUUUCCAGUAAUACCGAACCGUACUUACCAGGUGAAGGAGAAACCGCGGUUUAUUUUCCAAUUUAUUGUAAAACUGGUAGAGAGUUACUUUCUACAAAGUUUUGCUAUAUUUGUGGUAGUUUAUAAAUAUCUUUCCAGAAAAAGUCCAGAUUUUUUUUUUUGAUGUUUUCAUAUGACGUUAAACGCUGCGUGGAAUGUGCGUGGCCCUGCUAUGCAAACAAGUGGAAACUUUAAGAGGUCAAGUCUGAGGAGUAAUCGUCGAGUCUCUAAGACCACAUUCGCCUCUGAUCAACGGCCCUCAAACUCCACUCCCAAGUCCUGGGUGGCUUUACACAAAACAGUUUUUCAUGCCGCAGUUUAAAUUUUGGGCGUUUUUUUAGUAUUCAGCUCUUCAGUUGUGUUAUUUUUUAAAUUCAGUUUGUGCUCAAUAUUUUUGAAGUAGAAGUCCAAGUAGUACUUAAUAAACUAGUUAAAGAAUUGCAUAUUGUGUAUAUAUAUAAAAAAAAACUUUGGCACAUUUGACAGUCCAUACAUAGGUAUGACAGUAGCGUGCUCCAUUCAACAGUUGCUUCAUACUACUGUACCUGGUAGGCUGAACGUUGUUUUUUUAGUUGGUUUUAUUUUUACUACAUACGUACACAUUCGUAGUACGUACUUCUUCCUUAUAACGUUAUUUUGGUGCGAAGGUACUAUUAUCACUCUGUAAUUGACACCCAGCAAUUGUCACUUAAUAUGAUGGAAUUUAAUUAGUAAAUUUUAAAUAACAGUUCAGUGUUUAAAAUGUCAACCGAAUAAACAUAUUUCAAACGGGCUUUUAAA